AUGUUUCCCAGCCCCAACAGCACGUCCACUCCCUUCUCUGUAAAGGAUAUAUUAAACCUGGAGCAGGGUCAUGACGUUUCUUCUCGCAUGGACUGCUGCACCGUACCAACCUCCACCUCCACCUCCUCCUCCUGCAUGCUUGCCCGGCUGAAGCAGGAGCCUCUCCGGAACAUGUCGUCCGCCGCCGCCUCGCUGUUCGGAGAAGACCUUUACGAGUCCAGGGGCGGCAGAGGCAACGCACUCAGCUUUGCCACGGCCGUGUAUGGGAAAUCCCCCUUGGAGACGGAUAUAGUGAAAGAUGGGGAAUCAGACGCGUUUGAGGCGAAACGUAGAAAAGAAGAGUUCAGUUCUCCGAACGGGCCCGGGGAGGACAUCAAAGCCGAGGACCCGGAUCGAGCCAAGCCCCGGAGACGCAGGAAGCCGCGCGUGCUCUUUUCGCAGGCCCAGGUGUACGAGCUGGAGCGCCGCUUCAAGCAGCAGAGAUACCUGUCCGCCCCGGAGAGGGACCACCUGGCCGGGGCGCUCAAACUCACCCCGACCCAGGUGAAGAUCUGGUUCCAGAACAGGAGGUACAAGUGCAAGCGGCAGAGGCAGGACCAGAGCCUGGAGAUGGCGUCGGUGGUGCCGCCGGCCAGGAGGGUGUCGGUGCCGGUGCUGGUGCGGGAUGGGAAGCCUUGUCUGGCUGCGGAUACAGCCACCUACAACCCCUCGUACAGUAUGGGUCACAUCAGCCAUUUCUCCUAUAACAACUACCCGGCAUUCAGUAACUACACCGGUCCCAGCUGCAACACAAACUAUGCGUGUAGUUAUCCUGCAGGCACAAUGCAAACUAUGCAAGGAUCCUCCAGCAACGGGAAUUACAUGAACUUUGGGGUGGGGGAUCUGAAUAAUGUCCAGAACACAUUCUCCUCCGGUAAUGGGGUGUCUUCGUUACAUGGCAUUAGGACAUGGUGAACGGGUGAUUAUUUAGGACGGCAUGCAUUUUAUUUCAAGGUGUGGAAAGGUUUGUGUAACUUAUCUUAUAUUUAAAUGUUUGACUAGUUUUCUGAGUGU
Pungitius pungitius (ninespine stickleback) is the source of this 1053-nucleotide messenger RNA. RefSeq names its product NK2 homeobox 5 (gene nkx2.5). Gene Ontology annotation, molecular function: RNA polymerase II cis-regulatory region sequence-specific DNA binding; DNA-binding transcription factor activity, RNA polymerase II-specific. Gene Ontology annotation, cellular component: nucleus. The record is from RefSeq and is a predicted model, not a curated record. Lineage: Eukaryota; Metazoa; Chordata; Actinopteri; Perciformes; Gasterosteidae. Gene Ontology annotation, biological process: regulation of transcription by RNA polymerase II; cell differentiation. The transcript is spliced from 2 exons. The coding region runs from base 1 to 954 and encodes 317 amino acids.